Entamoeba invadens IP1 is the source of this 761-nucleotide messenger RNA. RefSeq lists its product as hypothetical. The annotation marks the transcript as partial. The transcript has a single exon. The record is from RefSeq and is a predicted model, not a curated record. NCBI's taxonomy places the organism in Eukaryota, Evosea, Mastigamoebida, Endamoebidae.
AUGGUGUCACUCGAUGUUGUAAACAAAUCUCACGUGCUUAUGUAUUUCAAUCAAUUGGAAGAUGUUAAAGCGUUUUCUUUUGUAUCUCAUACAUCACGAGAAGCGUUGUGUCAAAUUACUGAAAAUCCAGUUUUGGACGAAAUGAUCAUACCUAACAAAGUUCCUCUUUCUAAAUUGAUCAACAUUUUUCCUUCUCUUAAAAGACUCAACUGCCCACUUGUUUACCUUUCAACAAUAACUUUUAACAAUCAAAACGAGAAAAAUUUGAAGGUGUAUUUGUCGAGUCAAAUCUCUUCGAAACAACUCAACUUUUUGAAUUUGGAACAAAUCACUUGUGUUCCACAAAAUCUUUCAUUUCUUUUACAAUUUCCUUUGCCUAAAUUAAAGUUAGUCAGUCUAUCGACAACAGAAAAUUUAAACGUCAUUCUGAAAAAUUGCAGUUUAGAGCGAGUCCUUCUAUUUCCUAAGUCAGAAAAAAUUCUUGUGGAAAUGAUUGACACCGUCGAGGCCUUGUUCUUCGGCAAACAAACUAAAAGCACAAACGCCACAUUCGUGUUUGUGAUUGUCAAGUUCAACCAAGAAGUUUCCGAAUUCGACAAAACACGUCUCAGCAACUUGGCGCUUACAACUAAAACCAAAAUAUUCGACUUCUCUUCUCACACUCUUACGAACUUUUCUUGUGACUUCUUAGACACAAAUAACGACCAAAAGAUCUGUUUGUCUUUUAUACCCACACUCUUCGAUGGGUGUACACUCUAUAA